AUGGUACUUUCAGAAAAGUUUUUAACACAAAGCCCUUUUGUUCUAAAGUACCAAGUCAAAAGUCCACAUUUGGAAGCGCGGUAUUGUUUACCCUCACUAUCAGAAUUUCCGCCCCUCUUCGACCUUUUGGAACAGGCGCCAACGGUUCUCGGGGGCACAAAGCGGCUGAUAUCGGCCGUGUAUAUAACCGCAACGGCGGUGCGCGCGCGCACACUUGCGCUCUCUCACCGCUGCGCUAUCGAUUUCCCGCCCUUUGUCGUAUUCAUCGACGCGCGAGUUUCCGCGAGUGAGACGGCGCAGCAGUCGCGUGAUAGUCUGUCAAAAUGA
Parnassius apollo (apollo) is the source of this 327-nucleotide messenger RNA. The record is from the annotation of a GenBank genome assembly. NCBI's taxonomy places the organism in Eukaryota, Metazoa, Arthropoda, Insecta, Lepidoptera, Papilionidae.